Tinamus guttatus (white-throated tinamou) is the source of this 1973-nucleotide messenger RNA. The record is from RefSeq and is a predicted model, not a curated record. Lineage: Eukaryota; Metazoa; Chordata; Aves; Tinamiformes; Tinamidae.
ACCUUAUUUUGAACUCAAGGCCAAGUACUAUGUCCAGCUAGAGCAAUUGAAGAAAACAGUGGAUGACCUGCAGGCAAAACUGGCCCUGGCAAAGGGAGAGUAUAAGACUGCUUUGAAAAACCUGGAGAUGAUCUCAGAUGAGAUUCAUGAGAGGAGACGGUCCACGGCCAUGGGACCUCGAGGCUGUGGCGUGGGUGCCGAGGGGAGCAACACCUCUGUGGAAGACCUGUCUGCAAGUAAACCAGAGUCGGACACCAUCUCAGUGGCUUCGGAAGUGUUUGAGGACGAUCACGGCAGUAGCUUUGUAUCCGAAGAAGAGUCAGAAACGCAGUCGGUGUCAAGCUUCAGCUCCGGCCCCACGAGCCCGUGCGAGGUGCCCUCUCAGUUUCCUCCCACGACGCGGCCUGGAAGCCUGGAUCUGCCCAGCCCCGUCUCCCUCUCCGAGUUCGGCAUGGUCUUCCCAGCCCUAGGGCCCCGGAGCGAGUGCAGCGGGGCCUCGUCGCCCGAGUGCGACGCGGAACGAGGGGAUAGGGCAGAAGGGGCAGAGAACAAGACAAGCGACCGAGCGAACAAGAACAGGAGCAGCAACAGGAGCAGCGCCGCGGAGGGGCUCGCUCUGGAUAACCGAAUGAAGCAGCUCUCCCUUCAGUGCAUGAAAAUCAAAGAGGGAAUAUGCGCAGGCAGAAAAGCUGCCCAGAUUGGCUGAGUCCUUCCUGUGCCCUACCCGGAUUAAUGGGAGUAUAAAUAUUUAUACAUGAACUUCUGAGUGUCCGAAGAACGUCGUGCCAAUAAUACAUGCCAAAUCUUAAGCGUUUACUCUAAGAAUUUUAAAACUGCACUAAGAAGUCUGAGUGAUGCUGAGGGCUGAAGUUUUUAUUCAGUAAAUCCUUUGUGGGCCGGACGAGUUGUCAAACGUUGAAGCUGUGCUCGUAUUUCACAGACUUUGUAAAUUGUUUUGUAGCAGCCUGGCUGAAGCAAUAACGAGUAACGUUCCCGUGUAAAUUCAUGCCGGUAGGGGUCUGAAAUCUAAGCCAGACAUUUGCAGUGAGCAGUUUGGCUUCAGUUUUGUAGAAUUGAAAUGCUCUUCUUUAGAUACAGUGGAUCUUUUGAGUGCAAGUGGCAUAUUCUUUAAACAUCUGUAUUUGUCUGUAUGAUGCUGAAAGUGUAGAAAUAUUUUGUAUAGAGGAAAGCUGUUGCAUGUGUGGGCCUAAAGGCCUUCACUCUUCCCUUGGUGCUCGCAGAAAGGAUAAAGAUGAGUCGUGCCCUCAAAAACUGGCAUAGGAGAAAGAGGGAAACGGGCUGGUAACGCUCAGCAGUGACAGGCCCUUUCUAGCCACCUUGCCAAGUCUGCUUUGGACUCGAAGGGUGAUUCCAGUGACCAAAAAGAGUUGCUUGGCCUCUCGCCCUUCCCCUCCCCUGAGAAGUAAGUAUUCUUUUUCAGCACUUUAAGUGUUAUUGCUCGAAAAUGGGAGUCAUAGAUGUGUUCAGGACAGUUAUGCUAUGGGAUUCACCCUUAAAAUAUGCAUGAAGAAAUGGAAUUGCCAGUGUAGACUGACCAUGUGUUCUUAAAUUUCUCUGUAGGUUGUACUGUGUGGGGUUUUAUAAUUGUUAAAAGGACUUGAGGUUUUAGAAUGCCCUAGAGAGUGUUCAAUAAAACUAGAAAGGGCACGGGCAUGUUUUGCCAGGAGCUGUUAGGCAGUAGUAGUAUCCGGAAAUUAUGCUAAUAAGUGGUAGUAAAAAUCCUAGGACUCUUUAAGUUUUGGUGGCUAAGCAUUUCUGAAAGCACCAUUUUAUCUAAAAUGUCAGUUUAUAUUGUUAAUUUGAUGGGAAUUUUAGUAUUGCCCAACGUAUUUUCUAUUCUAUGUUUUUGCAGUCCUGUUGUAUUUUGUCCCUGCCACAGCUUGUGUAUCUAUUCUCAAAGUUAAUGUAAAAUUCUUCACACUACAGUAAACGUUUUUGUUUUUCACAUUUCA